Molecule: messenger RNA, 1538 nt
Organism: Pelmatolapia mariae (spotted tilapia)
Lineage: Eukaryota; Metazoa; Chordata; Actinopteri; Cichliformes; Cichlidae
Gene: slc7a11
Product: solute carrier family 7 member 11
Exons: 12
Coding region: 1-1488 (495 amino acids)
Biological process (GO): amino acid transmembrane transport
Cellular component (GO): membrane
Molecular function (GO): L-amino acid transmembrane transporter activity
Source: RefSeq, a predicted model, not a curated record
AUGACUGGAAGCUCUGCAUCUGCUCACAGAGAAACUGCAGCAAAUGGACACAAAGUUUCCUCAAACGGGACAGAACUCAAGCGUGAAAAGGACAGGAAGGUAGAACUGGGGAAGAAGGUGACCCUGCUCCGAGGCAUCUCCAUCAUCAUCGGGACCAUCGUCGGAGCCGGGAUCUUCAUCUCACCGAAGGGAAUCCUGAAGCACUCGGGCAGUGUGGGAGUGUCCCUGCUGGUGUGGAUUGCCUGUGGCGUGCUGUCCCUCUUUGGAGCCCUGUCCUAUGCUGAGCUGGGAACAUGCAUUAAGAAGUCUGGCGGGCAUUACACAUACAUAAUGGAAGCGUUUGGACCUCAGAUGGCUUUUAUAAGAUUAUGGGCUGAUCUCAUUGCUAUAAGGCCUGCAGGCAUGGCGGUCAUUUCUCUGGCCUUUGGUCAGUACAUCCUGGAACCUCUGUUCAUGCCAUGUGGUAUCCCCCCCCUGGCUGUCAAACUGGCCACAGCCAUUGGCCUAACGUCUGUUAUGUACCUGAACAGUAUGAGCGUAACAUGGACAGCCAGGAUUCAGAUCUUCCUCACUGUCAGCAAGCUGCUGGCCAUUGCCAUCAUAAUAGUGCCAGGCAUGUACCAGCUCUUUAAAGGAGAGACCAGACACUUUGAGAAUGCCUUUGACCUGAGUAAUGUGCAGCUCUCUGGUAUGCCACUGGCUUUCUACUCUGGGAUGUACGCGUAUGCUGGAUGGUUCUAUCUGAACUUUGUGACAGAGGAGGUGGACAACCCUGCAAAGACUGUUCCACUCGCCAUCUGUAUCUCCAUGGCAAUUGUGACUUCUUGCUAUGUGCUCACCAAUGUGGCAUACUACACUGUAAUGUCAGCUGAGGAGCUCCUGGCCUCAUCAGCUGUUGCUGUGACAUUUGCAGAGAGGCUUCUGGGGAACUUCUCUAUCGCCGUCCCAGUAUUUGUAGCCUUGUCCUGCUACGGCACCAUGAACGGCAGCGUCUUUGCCCUGUCAAGAAUGUUCUACGUAGCUUCACGUGAAGGCCAGCUCCCUGAGGUUUUGUCUAUGAUCCAUGUCCGCAGACACACUCCACUUGCAGCUGUCCUCAUAAUGUACCCUAUGACCAUGCUCCAGCUGUUAGUUGGAGACAUCUACAGUCUGUUGAACUUCAUGAGCUUCCUGCGAUGGCUGUUCAUCGGUGUGGUGGUGCUGGGUUUGAUCUACCUCCGAUACACAAAGCCGGACCUCCCCCGCCCUUUUAAAGUUCCACUGUUUGUUCCAGUGGUGUUCUGCAUCACAUGUUUCUUCAUGGUCUUCCUGUCUCUGUACUCGGACCCUGUUAACACAGGAAUUGGAUUUGCCAUUUCCCUCACUGGCAUCCCUGCGUACUACAUCUUUAUUUACUUCAACCACAGACCGAAGUGGCUUCAGAGGACUUUAGAUUCCUUCAACCGAACCUUGCAGAUCAUCCUGGAGGUUGUUCCAGCUGACCAAUGACAGCACACAAGCACCAGCUAGUCAGCACCAGCACAAUCAGAUAAAUGCAG